Messenger RNA from Ailuropoda melanoleuca (giant panda), 9819 nucleotides. RefSeq names its product zinc finger protein 606 (gene ZNF606). The record is from RefSeq and is a predicted model, not a curated record. Gene Ontology annotation, biological process: regulation of cytokine production; regulation of immune system process; negative regulation of transcription by RNA polymerase II. Bases 3558 to 5933 code for a protein of 791 amino acids. The transcript has 8 exons. Lineage: Eukaryota; Metazoa; Chordata; Mammalia; Carnivora; Ursidae. Gene Ontology annotation, cellular component: nucleoplasm. Gene Ontology annotation, molecular function: DNA-binding transcription repressor activity, RNA polymerase II-specific; RNA polymerase II cis-regulatory region sequence-specific DNA binding.
CAAGAGCCAGACACUCAACUGACUGAGCCAUCCAGUUGUCCCGGAAAAGACAUUUUAAACAAUCCUUCUUUGCUUCAAAAGAUACCAUAAACAAAGUAAAAGAUAAGUCACAACUUGGAAAGGAUACAUUCCUAAUAAAGAUUAAUGUCAAAUUUCUGUGAAGAACUUCUAUAAACCAGUAAGAAAAAGACUACCUGAGAGAAAAAUGCAUGAAGUAAGAAGUUAAUUCAAAGAGAGAACACACAAAUGGCUAACACUGUGAAAAGAUUUUGAAUCUCACCAAUAAGAGAAGAGCAAACAUCUCACAAUGAAAUACCAUUUUCUACCCAUGAAUUGGCAAACAUGUAAAAAGCUGACAUUAACAAGCAUUGGUGAGGAUGUGGAGCAAGUGGAACUCCUAACCAUUGCUUGGGGGCGUAUGAAAAGGUGCAAUCCUUUUGGAUACAUCUAUCAGUGUUGGAUAUAAAUAUUCAUUGCUAUGGCCCGUCAGUACCCUGCGUCUGUCCAUAAGGAGACCUGUAUAUGAGUGCUUUCACAGGGUUUCACUGAAUUCCUUAGAACUUUAUUAUAUUUUACAUGUUUUUCUUAAAAGAAAAAUGAGCAGACCUCUACCAUUAAAUCCCUGGGAUGAGAAAAAUUGCAGGCUGAAUGCUGUGCUAGUGGCAGAAGCAGCAAGGAAGAGCUGUGAGAGGGGAAGCUUCUGCAUGGCCACUGACGCAGAGAGGCAUGCUGACUUCCAUGUGGAGGACUCACGGUCCCACAGAAUGUUGAACUUAAUAACUCCUGGGCUCCUAGCUGGUGAAUAUGAGUUAAUCCUACGAUUUGAGAGCAUAGGUAACUUCAAGUCUAAAUUGCACUAGUUAUUUUACUAUUGGUGAUCCUACGGUUGUACGCUCAUAAAAGGUCUUAUUUGUUCCAAGAAGUGUGCCCUGGACUCCCCUUCCUUUACCUUUCAUUCUCAUCAUCCGGCUGUGAGGAAAUGGAACAAGCCAGAGCCCUGCAGGUGGCAUGGGGUGACCACUCUUUAGGCAUCUCUCAGAGGAAAGGCAUGCCCCAGGAGAACCUAGAUUCUCCUACUAUUAUCUCUUCCCAUUCAGAAACCUGUGGCAGCUCAGAAAUAGCUCAGACCCCCAUAGUAGGGACAUCCAAGAUGGCUGUGCUGCCCAGCCUUUGCCACCUCAUAGCAUGGAGAGAACGGAGUGCCACACAGCACACUGGGGUAAAUGGAGUGGGAGAGGGCUUGGGUCAGAGAAAGUAGUACCCUCACACACCUAUAACCCAUUCUCUACCCAAAAAGGCCCUUGGUGAACAGCUGUACUUUGAGGAGCCUGCCUUGCUCUGGGUAUUACAGGCUGGACUGCAGCUCAUGAAGCAAAACCUUCAAUCUACUACCUGUUGCCUCUACUUUUAAAAUACUAACCUCUGCAGCCGGACACUGAUCACUCUUAUCUAAGCGCCCAUCAUUUCCCACCUUGAUUACUGCAUUGGUUUCAGGGGUCACCCUGCUCCUCCCCUCACCCUCUUCGUCUGUUCUCCACACAGAAACCAAAGUGACCUUUUGGUGAGGUCAGAGCUCAUCAGUGCUCUGCUCGAACCAUGUGAAAACUUCCCAUUUCACUCAAAGUCAGAGUCAGAGGCAUCAAGAUGCCCAUAAGGCUGUCUGCAAUCAGGCCCCUCACUGCCCCUCUCUGACCAAUGUGCUGUUCCAACUGAGCAGUCUAAACUAGGGUGGACAAAUGCACAGGCAAGAUGAAUCAGGAACAAGGAGGAAAAGGUGUGGAGCCAGGGAAGGUCGGGGUGAGGGUCACCUCAAACUCAGGUGGGAGGGAAGUUCCAACAGGGUCCCAAAAGGCUGUCAAUGGGCUUGGGGAUUCCAGGUUCAGCUAGAGCUGGAGGCUGGGGGUUGUGACCCAGGAAUCCUUCCUGAGCUGGGUGAGGAGCUGGUCCUUUCGUCGUCCCGGUCCAUGCUCUUUAAUAAUGGUUUGAAUAACAGCCGCCAGGCAGAAAUUUCGUUUACCAUGUUCCCUGCUCUAGUCUUCAACGCCUUGCAAUAAAUGCUCACUCCAGGAAAUAUUACAACAUAGGUCGAUGGCGAUUUAGGCUUCCGUAAAGCUUCGCCAUCUAGAAAGAGAUCUGGGAAAAAUUCCUUAUGUUCUAAACUCUAGGGCUUCAUACAUACGCGAGGAGAAGCUUCAAACUAGCCUCCUCAUCUGGAAAGGGAGAUCAGAACAGGCACUUCCUUAGAGUAUUGUAAAUGUUAAAUGAAAGGACCCCUUGAAAGCGUUCAGACCUGCGUAUGGACGCAGAAAACGAUCAGACUUGGUCAAGUUCGCAUUGCUAAGGGCAGUUACCGUGAGCCCCCAUUGCACAGACAGGCAAACUAAGGCUCACGGGGUCGCGACCUACCCAGGCCUUCCGGAGUUGAGCGGCGGCGGAGAGGGUGAUCUAGGCCUGGGACAGCACCUUCCAGCUCGCCGGGGGCUGGGAUACUAGUCACCCAAGUAAGUCCCUGACGCCGCGGGGGCGGGACUCGAGGCGGAGUUGCUCCGGUACUUGCCAUGGCGACGCUUCCGGACCAACCGGAAGCGUACUGCCCGGAACUACAACUCCCAGGAGCCCGUGCGGCGCGUCCUGGUCGACGCCGGGGGAGCGGUCGCCAUUGUCCGCCGCCGCGGUGAGGCGGUCGCCAAGGCGGUGGUGUUGUUGCCCCUACCGCCACCGAGGAUUAGGACGGUCGGGAAAACGAGCGGGAAGACGCGGCGCCUGCUGACGGGGCUGGCGCGGCACCACAGCGGGUCCCGCGCCUGCCCUUUUCGCGCUGGCUUCGCGCCCCGGUUUCCCUUGGUUCUCCCACCCUCCUGCCUCCCGCCUCCGGGCUCGCGGCCGCGCUGGGCCGGCUGGGCGGGCCCGGGGGAACCCUGCACGUCGGGCCUGGCGCCGGGUCGCGGCGGCCGGCCCGGCACGCCUUUGUUUACCCCGCCGCGCGCGAGGAUCCCAAGUGCACCGCUGGGCCGAACCUUGGAGCGGAACAAAAGCCAGACGCCCCCGGCCGACUGACCCCGAGCUUGUUAAGUCGCUUGCCGAGAGCGUCGGGGACCGGCUCGCAGGGGUGGGAGGCCGGGAGCCGCGAACCAGCGAGUGUUUCUCGUCUCCGCGGGUUCACCGCAGGCGCAGAAGGACGGCGUCGAACGUGGGAGGGGAACAGGCCUCGGUUCCUUUAAGCUUGCAGUGACGGCUGACUUUGUUAAGUUGCAAACAACGGUGCAGAAUAGUUUGCCUACUUUGAGUUUUGGCACAGAUCCCGGUGUUCCUGGGCCCAGUAGGCGCCCUGGUGCUUUAUACACACUCUCAGGAAUCCGCAGAGCUCUGCCAGUUGGCCUUGGAACCCUCAGGGAGGUCUCGGGACUUGCACAAAGACUUGGAACCUAGUGAGUUUGUGGUCUGGGCUCCACACCAGGAGACACACAGGUUGGGCCUGGUUUGUACUGCAAUUGCAUUCCGUGAGUCACCGGAAUCCCGUGCACCUGGGCAGGCACCUGGUUGAUUGAUCCUGUGGGAUGGCAGCCAUCAAUCCGUGGGCUUCGUGGGGUGUCCUUACAGACCAGUCCUGGGAAAUGGCGGCUGUUGACCCAUGGGCCUCCUGGGCUCUGUGUCCUCAGGACUCGGCCUGGCAUGUGGAAGAAGACUCUGAGGAGGAGAAGAGGGCCACUGGGCUUCUGACAGCCCAGAUCCAGGAACCAGUGACCUUCAAGGAUGUGGCUGUGGACUUCACCCAAGAGGAGUGGGGACAGCUGGACCUUGUUCAGAGGACCCUCUACCGUGAUGUGAUGCUGGAGACCUAUGGGCAUCUGCUGUCUGUGGGGAAUCAGAUUGCCAAGCCGGAGGUCAUCUCUCUGUUGGAGCAAGGAGAGGAGCCAUGGUCAGUGGAACAAGCAUAUCCUCAAAGCACUUGUCCAGAGUGGAUGAGAAAUCUUGAAAGCAAAGCAUUGAUCCCAACACAAAGCAUUUUUGAGGAAGAACAAUCCCAUAGCAUGAAGUUGGAAAGAUACAUAUGGGAUGAUCCUUGGUUCUCCAGGUUAGAAGUCUUGGGAUGUAAAGACCAAUUAGAAAUGUAUCACAUGAACCAGAGUACAGCUAUGAGGCAAAUGGUCUUCAUGCAAAAGCAAGUACUGUCUCAAAGAGGUUCUGAAUUUUGUGGACUUGGAGCAGAGUAUAGCCAGAACUUAAACUUUGUUCCAACUCAGAGAGUUUCUCAAAUAGAACAUUUCUAUAAGCCUGAUACAAAUGGUGAAAGCUGGCGGUGUAACUCAGCCAUAAUGUAUGCAGAUAAGAUUACCUGUGGAGAUCAUGGUUAUGACAAAGCCUUCCACCAGUCCAUACAACCUAUUCAGCCUGAAAGGAUGCAAACUGGAGAUAAUCUUCCCAAAUGUACUGAUGCUGUUAAAUCUUUCAAUCAUAUACUACAUUUUGGUGAUCAUAAGGGAAUGCAUACAGGAGAAAAACUCUAUGAAUAUAAGGAAUGCCAUCAAAUCUUUAACCAGAGCCCAUCAUUUAGUGAACAUCCACGACUUCAUAUUGGAGAAAACCAGUAUGAUUACAAAGAAUAUGAGAAUAUCUUUUAUUUCUCAUCAUUUAUGGAACAUCAAAAAAUUGGUACUGUAGAGAAAGCGUAUAAAUACAAUGAAUGGGAGAAAGUCUUCGGGUAUGACUCAUUCCUUACUCAGCAUACAAGCACUUACACCUCAGAGAAACCCUAUGAAUAUAAUGAAUGUGGGACAUCUUUCAUCUGGAGCUCUUACCUUAUCCAACAUAAGAAAACUCAUACUGGAGAGAAACCCUAUGAAUGUGAUAAAUGUGGAAAAGUGUUUAGGAAUCGCUCAGCCCUUACUAAACAUGAACGGACUCACACUGGAAUAAAGCCCUAUGAAUGUAAUAAAUGUGGAAAAGCCUUCAGCUGGAAUUCUCAUCUAAUUGUACAUAAAAGAAUUCAUACGGGAGAGAAACCUUAUGUAUGUAAUGAAUGUGGGAAAUCUUUCAACUGGAACUCCCAUCUUAUUGGACAUCAGAGAACUCAUACCGGAGAGAAACCUUUUGAAUGUACUGAAUGUGGGAAAUCUUUUAGCUGGAGCUCCCAUCUUAUUGCCCAUAUGAGAAUGCAUACUGGAGAGAAGCCCUUUAAAUGUGAUGAAUGUGAAAAAGCUUUCAGGGAUUACUCAGCCCUUAGUAAACAUGAAAGAACUCACUCUGGAGCAAAACCAUAUAAAUGUACGGAAUGUGGAAAAUCCUUCAGCUGGAGCUCCCAUCUUAUUGCCCAUCAGAGAACUCACACAGGAGAGAAACCCUAUAACUGUCAGGAAUGUGGCAAAGCAUUCAGAGAACGCUCAGCCCUCACUAAACAUGAAAUAAUUCAUUCUGGAAUCAAGCCUUAUGAAUGUAAUAAAUGUGGAAAAUCCUGCAGCCAGAUGGCUCACCUUGUUAGACAUCAAAGGACUCAUACUGGAGAAAAGCCCUAUGAGUGUAAUAAAUGUGGAAAAUCCUUCAGCCAGAGCUGUCACCUUGUUGCUCAUCGGAGAAUUCACACUGGUGAGAAACCCUAUAAAUGUAAUCAGUGUGAAAGAUCUUUUAACUGUAGCUCUCACCUUAUUGCACACCGGAGAACUCAUACUGGAGAGAAACCAUAUAGAUGUAAUGAAUGUGGGAAAGCAUUUAAUGAGAGUUCUUCCCUCAUUGUACAUCUCAGAAACCAUACUGGAGAAAAACCCUACAAAUGUAAUCAUUGUGAGAAAGCUUUCUGUAAGAAUUCUUCUCUUAUAAUUCAUCAGAGAAUGCAUAGUGGAGAGAAACGCUUUAUAUGCAAUGACUGUGGAAAAGCCUUUAGUGGUCACUCAGCCCUACUUCAACAUCAGAGGAAUCAUAGUGAAGAGAAACUGUGAAUUGAAUUGAUAGAUUUUUCUUUUAUUGUACAUUUGGUAAUGCAGCAAAAAAGGGAAAAAAAACCCUAUAAAUCAAGAGGGGAAAUUUUUUAGUAAGAAUUCAGGAAGACUUAUUAUUCAAUAGAAAAUAACUUCUUAGAAGAAACCUAUGAAUGAAGAGACUGGAAAAAGCUUUCAGCAGUUAUGUAGCCUUUAUUUAACGUCAGAUAAUUGCAGUGAUGAAAACUCCAAACUCCCCUAGUGGUCCACCAGGAAUCCUACUUAAGGAACAUGAAUGUAGGGAAUGAGACAACUUUUCGUAAGAGAUCUCAACUAUUUUUGGAUAAGAGUGCAUUGUUAAGGGGAAAAGCUCAUUCUGGGAAAAGUUUUUCAACUUAAAAUACACUGUUUUGCAUCAAGCUGGAAUGAUGGAUGGGAAGCUUUAUAGUAACACCUUGUGCAUAAUUGUGGAAAUACAGAUUUUGCUGUUAUAAAGGGAGGAGGUGGGUGCCCUUUAAGGAACAGAAUAUCAAAUACUAAAUCUGAAUUUAAGGAAAAAAUGUGUUGAAUGGGAUAUUUACUGUUGAUCAAGAUUAACCUUAGAAGAGAUUAGUAAAUGAGAUUACUAAUGAUGGAAAGAUUAUUACCUAGAAGUAUGAGACUGAUGUUGGAACAAGAGGUGACAGUUUAUGACCCAGUGUGUCAGUGUCCAUAGUUUACUCAUGAUUGCAUUGUUGGACAAUUCAUUUGUGAUUUGUUAUAAUUGUGGACACUGCAUCAAUAUACAUAAUGUGAAGGAAUGAAAAGGACACAAAAUCGUACAUACAUAGCUAUUAUCUAAAAAAUGAAUAUGGAUAAAGACUGGAAGGACCCAUGGAGAAAUUAACCUGGUUAAUUUAAGAUUUUUUUAAAGUUUUACAAACACAGCACUUAUCAUGUGCUAGGCUUUGUUAUAAAUGCUUUUCAAAUAUUGUUCAGUCUCCUUAAUUCUAUGAGAUAGGUACCAUUAUUAUCCCAGUUUUAUAAAUGGAGAAACUGGGGCAGAGAUGUUGAGAAACCUACCUAAGGACACAUAGCUAUUAAGAAAUGGAACUGAGAUUGUUUGGCUCCAGAGUCAUGUUUUUAACUAUAUGUUAUGCUGCCUCUCCAGUAAUUUUUUUGCCCUAAUUUUUUUCUUUUGUUCAGUUUUCCAUAGUAGAUAUUUAAUAAUAAAAAUCCAGAAAUUCCAAAACAAUGAGAAAUAAAGUUACCUGGCUCUCUGUCCUGAAUGAUUUCUGGCAACAUGAGAGCUAAACUCCCUUUGGAAUAUGAAAUCUGGAUUGGACAUUCAGAAUCACUGCAUUUUCUGGGACCUGGGUUCCCUAGGAUUUCACUACCCACAACCCUGAGGAUUACAGCACAACAAUGGCUGGAAGACUCACUGGAGGUUUGGGCAAUGCUGAGGAAUGCCCCUUGAUGUGUUUAGAAUGGCCCUUAUGAGACAGAGAGCAAGAGACACUACUGGACAUGGGAGCACUAUUUCUCAAGGUCUCCCUCAAAUUCAGUUUGUGCUUGCUUUCUAGCUGAGAAGAUGCUUGAUAGUAGGGGGGUUCAAAGGGAAGGGAGCUCACCAAUUCAUCAGAGUGAAGAAGUCUCUGCUCCUAGUGGAAGAGAGGCAAGAUGAAUAAGAGGAUUUAGGUGACUUCUCUCCAAUGCACAAAUAUUUCCUGUAUUUCCCUAAAGAAGGGCUAUAAUUAGAGGCCAACAAUUCUUGGAUAUGUUUCAAGGGUAUUGGUUAGAAAUCUAGGAUACAAAAGAUUCAUCUAGUUCUUGCAGGGCCCAUGACUUCCCACUGGUUGAGAAGGUGGUCUACUGGUGUGGGGAGGCUGUGUUCACCAUCUGACUCCUGUAGCUGGAACUCACAUAGGUAUGUAACAUCUGAUUCCUUACCUUUCAGGGCUUAAUGCAUAGUGGCCACCCAAUAAAUGUUGCAGGAGUAAAUUAACUGAACGGAUUUCUCAUGUGAUUUGUGCAAAGACCUUUAGAGAGAAUAGAAUUAGCAACAUUUCUGUAAGAGAAAGCGGUAUGUAUCAAGUCAUAUUGUCACCAUAUAGUGUUCUAAUAACCGAUGUAGUACACUUUGAGCAAAUCCAGUUUCUCUGAUUUAGGGACUCUAAAGGAUCUCAUAAUUCAUACACAAGAUUAUAGAAGCAUCCUGACAAAUUAUUCUUUAUUACCCAGUUUAAGAUCCUUUAAAACAAAUUUCUAAAAGCGCCUCUUGUGGCCCAGCCCAUGUCACAAGUCAAGAGAAAGUCCCAGACUUCUGCUUCCUCCUGGAAGGAUCCCCCACAUUCCUACCACCUGUCAUACAGCCUUAUGUGCACAGUGUGCCUUGGAUGUUCAGGACUCCCAGGCCCCCUCACAUCCCUUAUUCUAACCCAUAUAUGGCUCAAUUUAUUGCCCUUUGGGCCCCAUCUUCAACUCCUCACCAACUCUGGAACCUUCUGCUGGGCCCAGGUGGAACUCUUACUCGGCCAUAAGCUCUCCCUUUUCACCUCCUGCUGUGAUCGAAGCUUGGGUCUCCUGUGCACAGUGUCUCUUACGAUGGCUCCAGGGGUGGCUCCUUUCCCUUCCACUUUUCUCAUUUGCUGCUUCUGGAUUGCUCCUCCCUUCUCGUAAGACUUACCUUUGACUCUUGGGACGUGAGACCAUCACUCCUGCUUCCCUUCAUUGCAGUCAUCUAAUGGGUCACUCAUCCACAUAUUAACAAUUUCAGCACCUGCCUUACUGCAUCUAGAACCACCUCCAUCAUAAUACUUCCUGUAUUAUCCAUCAUCCAUCUCAAUGGUCUUCUCAAGUGCUGACCUCAGUUCUUUGACCCCUCUGCUCAUGGUUUUGUUAACCACUAGGAUUAUUCCAUUACCAGUGACUGGAACACCUCCACCUUCUGUUUCUUAAGCUGGUUGGCUAUUUAGUAUCAAGCUUCCAACAAUCCCGACUUAACCUUCCCUCAUGCUCACUGCCAGCAGAUGACUUUGCCCCCUAUUUCCCUGAGAGAACAAGCAAUCAGCAGAAGCCUGCCAUAACAUCUACCUACCUUCCACAGUGUCCAUGCUCUGCCACAGGUACCUAUAUACAAACUGGGUUGGCUCCAGAGCCUGUCUCCAUACUAGUCAAGGGCAUUGCUCCAGCAAAGUUUCCCCUAUCUCAUGUGUCAUCAGGUUUUCCCUAUGUACUGGAUUAUUCCCACCAACAUGCAAACAUGCUUAAAAAAAAAAAAAAGGUAAACCUCUCAAUACCACAUUCCCUUCUAGCUCCUGCAUAAUUUCUCUGUUUUGUUGUAGAAAGCAAAAUUUUUAAGAGUCCCUACUUUCCAUUCUUUCUUGAACCCUCUCCAAAGCUACCUCACUGCCAGAUGUCCUCCACAUUGCUAAACCUAGUGGUCAAUUCUGUUUUUUCUUCCUUGAAAUAGUAGCAUUAUCGAUAAUGGAUCAUUUCCUCCUUAAAACAUGUUUUUCAGCUGGCUUUCCAGAGUUCCGUCCUGAUUCUGGCCUUCAUUUCAGGCCCCCUUGGCUGUUUUCUCCCCACUUCCCUUACCUCUUAUUGUCAGGGUGCCCUGUUUUCUACCAGUUUACACCUCUGAUGGUCUCAUCCAGUCUUGAGGCUUCAAACAGCACUGGUAUGCUGAGGACUUUAUUUUUGGGGCUGCAAUUUGAUGAGUGUUGAAAAUGUAUAUACCCUUGUAACCACUACUACAAUCAAAACAGAGUAUUUUCACUUUUCCAGAAAAUUCCUUCAUGUCUCUACAGUUCAUCUCCACCCAUCCUCCCUCCCCCAAGCCCUCGGCAACCACCUAUCUGCUCUGUCACUACAUAUUAGAAUUGUCUUUUAGACUUUCACUUAAAUGGAAUCACACAGUAGUCUAUAC